CUACUCAGCCAUGGACUCAGCCCACCUUACUCACGUAGCCUUUUCUCUCUUCUUUCCUCUUAUAGUUCUCUUCCUUCUGAUACUUUUCCUACCACUCUUCAUAUACAAGCUCUUCCUCUCCCUCCUCCCCUCCUCCAAUGAGAACAUGGCACGUAAGGUCAUCCUCAUCACCGGUGCUUCCUCCGGCAUCGGCGAGCAAUUGGCUUACAAGUAUGCAAAGAGAGGGGCCUUCCUAGUCCUUGUUGCGAGGAGAGAGAAUGCACUUAAAGAGGUCGCCCAGAAUUCCCACCGGCUCGGCUCACCGGAAGUCCUAGUGAUUCCUGCCGAUGUCUCCCAGCUUGAAAAAUGCAAGGAGAUUGUGGAGAAAUCAAUCAGCCAUUUCGGGCAAUUGGAUCAUCUGGUAGCCAAUGCUGGAUUGGGUGCAUCCUGUCUGUUCGAAGAAGUGGAGGAUAUCGCCAGCUUCACAAAAAUAAUGGAUGUGAACUUCUGGGGUUCAGUCUACCUGACAUACUACUCAAUCCCUCACCUCCGAAAGAGUAAGGGAAGGAUCAUUGUAAAUGCAUCAUUAGCAGGCCAGGCCGCUAUCCCCAAAGCAAGCUUCUACAAUGCCAGCAAGGCAGCUCAGAUAAAGUUCUAUGAGACGCUGAGGAUUGAACUCGGUUCGGAUGUAGAAAUUACCAUAGCGACUCUUGGGUUCGUCGCAUCGGAGAUUACUAAAGGCAAACUCAUGCUCAAGGAAGGAAAAAUAAGAACAGAUGAAGAAGAAAUCAAGGUCGUUGGUCCAAUCCCGAUUGGAAGUGCAGAGGAGUGUGCAGCGGCCAUACUGAGUGGGGCAUGCAAAGGAGAAAGAUACGUGACAUGGCCCACCUGGUACAGGGCAAUUUAUCUGAUCAUAUUUUUGGUCCCUGAGGUUUAUGACUGGUUUAUGCACUCAUUUUAUGUCGCCAAACAAGGCUCGCCAGAGGGAAAUGCUCUAAGCAAGAGGAUCUUGGACAUGAUCGGGGCCAACAAGUUCCAUCCAGCUUCAAUGCAAGCAAUGAACGUAAAGGCGAACUAAGGAUUAAUGUCCCAUCAGUCAUAUUAUAAUAAUAGAGAAUUCGCUAUUUUCAUGGACUGCUUUAUUUUAAAGAAGGUAGUAUGCUAAAUCUAAAUUUAAGUUGUAAACCUUUGUCCAUGGCCAUCUGCAUUGGAUAGUAUUAAAUUUUGUGAAACCUUUGUGUGGGUGAUAACUGCAUUUAAAUAUUGAAGUAUAAUUGGACCCACAUACUUUUGUGGGUGAUUGUGUAGGGAUUAGUCUGGCCUUAAAAAAGACAUCCUGCCAUCAUAAUAAAUAAAUAUUUUCAUAAUGUUGACUUUUUUUUUUAUA
Messenger RNA from Magnolia sinica, 1366 nucleotides. Its product is annotated as 11-beta-hydroxysteroid dehydrogenase A-like. Lineage: Eukaryota; Viridiplantae; Streptophyta; Magnoliopsida; Magnoliales; Magnoliaceae. The record is from RefSeq and is a predicted model, not a curated record.